CUUUUCCUUUGCUCGCCAGUCGCUGCUGGCUGCUGGCGGAGUAGCCGGUGGAAGCAGCGGGCUGGUGGGGUGCCAGUGAUGAUGAUGGUGGUAACAAUAGCAGCCUCUGCUUGUGGAGAGCCUACUGUGUGCUCAGCCAAGCCGCUGCUGGCACUUGGGGGGAAGAAAGGGGGGACUAACGCUGGCCGAGUGGCCACUUUUGCUAGGUAUUGCUGGAAACUUCAUCCAUUUCCUUCCAUUCAUUCAUCCCUCCCUCCCCUCCAUCCAUCCAUCCAUCCAUCCACUCACUCAACACAUAUUUAUUCCUGUCUGCUAUGUGCCCGGCCAGGGGAUUCAGUGGCUACCUAGACAGGUCCCAGCCCUCAAAGGGAAUGUUGAUCAUGGAAUGCCCAAGCUAAGGAGCGGUUCUGUCUCCUGUGUGUUUGUUCUGGGACAUGUUACAGGAGCGUGAAUUCGUGCACAGUCUCCCUUCACCUGGGUAGGGCCAGAGGUGUGUCAUUCAGAGCACUGAUGUGCCCAGGAGUCUGGCAGGCCCCGGCUUGACCUUUGGGACUCACUCUUCUCCUUUCCCUCCCACCUCUCCAGGCUCAAGCUGGGUGGCCCAGUUGGUGUCAGGAGGCUCCACUCCGGAACUGGCCCCCACUCCUGUCCAGCUGACCUCUCCGGGAUGUCUCUUCCCCAGUGCUGGGCUGGCCUGGCUCCCACCUCCCCUCCCUGAGUUUCUUUGCCUUCCCCCUCCCCAUUUCCCGGGCUCCAUUGAAUGGCCCAGAGGAGAGCUUGUUAAGUGGCAAACAAUUAUGAAAUUAAACUGGGGGAACAAAAGUGGGCUGGCUGUUGAAUGGUGGAGCUGGCUCACGGGAGUUGAAUGGCAGUGGGAGACUUGUUAGCAGGGAUCUGAGGCGCUGGGGGGCGGGGGCGGGUCAGGCAGACAGGCACUGUCAAUAGUCUGACUGGACUUUAAAAAAAAAAAUUAAACCAACUUGGUGAGAAACCUGGCACAGGGCUAACCAUGCUUUAGGGGAUGUUGGAGAGGCCACCAGCUGACUGCCACGUCCAGUUGGCAAGAGACUAUUUGGGGAGGGUGCUGAUGGAUUCGGCCGUCCGAGGCAGGGGAGAAUCUCAGGGCGUUUGAGCUGGUGGAGCUAGGCAGGCAUUCUGGAGUCAGGCGCGGUCUACAGGGGCCCACUGUGUGGGAACCAUGCAUGAUAAACUGCACUUCACCGUGCUGGGCUCCUUGCAAAUUGGCUUUCCGAGUGGCAGCCCCACAACACUUGUAAAAUCUUUUUCUCGAGAUGGAUGUCGGUGGAAUGGUUCCAUUGAUUCUAGUGCGCGCUGGUUGGAGGUACAUUAAUUGGGCGAUGACUAGUCAAAAGGCGAUAAUCCAGUCACGGAGGCUUAAUGGUGUGUUUGGAAGUGUUUCAACCUGGGACUGCCUUCCUGUUUAUUUCUCGGCCCCAGGAAUUUCGGAAGACCUGGAUUGAAUGAGGUCCCUGUAUUGGUGAUGUGGAUGGGUUCAGAGAGUCACCUACAUGGCCGAGGAGGUACCUCUGAUGUAACCACCCCAUGGCACGCUUAGAAUCACUCACAUCCACUCUGGCUGAUGCCCUGUGGGCUGUGCCUGUGGACACAUAGGACAGGUUUAGAUCUAGGUGAACAAUAAGAAUUUUAGGGUGUUUUACUUGAGCCCCAACUGUCAGGAAUACACAGACUGAUGUAGGGAAUCAUUGUUCUUGAAAAACCUGCUUUUAAUAAAUUCCCAGCUCACCCGUGAGACUCUUAAAUCUUCAUCCAAUGAAUGUGGCUUAAGUUCAUUUGUUCUUCUUUGAACUUGCUACCUUCCCACCUAGGCAGUACGGGCCUUGGCGUGCUCACUUUAUACAGGACACAUCUCUCUGUACUUGUUUGAGGAAUUAGGGUGGUCGCUGGGUUUCCCUGAAGGGUAGCAUUCAAGGAGAAAAACCAGCAUUCUGGGUGCAGGUUUGGACUUCUGGAAAAAAAAGAAAACCCUCCCCAAAGUGCAAUCAUUUUUUAAUCUAUCAAAAUGACUUCAUUUUCCCAAUUUCAGGCCUGUGAACUGAUCAUGAAUACCAGGGCAGAGGAAAUUAAUCAGCCAGGCAAAGACUUUUAACAAGUAAAUAUUAUGCACAGAAAAACAUGCAAUUAGUGGAGGUUAGUUAAUGCCUUUCAAGUUGCAUCGAGCUGCAGUUAAGGGUGGAAUUUCUGCGUUAUCCCUGAAUUGUCUGUCAAAGUCUUUAAUGUGACAAUGUGACAUGUCUCUCCCAUCGCCCCUCCCUCACCGGGAACAAAAAAGGGUCUUUUCACUAAUUCCCCCUUUCCAUUCUUCUUCUCCCUGAGAUCUUUCCGUUCAGCAGUAAGUACCUUUGUCUGCCUGCCCCUCUGGAGCAAGGGUCCUGGGCAAAGGGCUCCCCAGGUGCAGAGGCCUGGGAAUAGCUUCUCAGGCUCGCUCCAUAUCCACGGAUCAAAGUCGAUGGCACCUCCGAUAAGAGUUAGGGGCCUGCCUUCUGGCCUGGGCACCUCACCCUCUAGGACCAGAAGUUUCCAACACUUGGGGGUGGCAGGGAGAAGAGGGGGUGAAGGGACUGUUUCCCACAGCAAGAACCGUUUAGUGUAGCCUGGGGCAGUCUGAAAGCCAUUCCCUGCAGCCCUCGUUCCUGCUGUGUGGAUGUCCCCAUGUAGUGAGACUGAAGUUGUCUGACUUGAGUUUGAAGAGGUGACUAAAAUGUCAAAAGCAAAAAAAAAAAAAAAAAAAAAAAAAUUGAAAGAAACAAAAACCCCCAGGGGAAAAAAAUAAGAGACCCCUUUUUGGGGGCGGUAUUGGAGGAAAGGUAUAAAUUGCUUCUCAGUUAAUUUGAUUCACCAUGGCUCUCCUCAGUGACCUGACAGGUCUGCUACCAACACAAAUAUUUUACUUUAUUUUGACUUUUUUUCCCCUAAUGAGACAAGACUUAGUUAUGCUUUAUUUCCACUUAAAAUAUCUGUGACCGAUGAGGACAGCCCAAUUCCAUGAAAAAAUCAUAACAAAUUGAGAUUAUAGGUAUUAUUUUUGAAAUCAAAUUGUGAUUUGAGGUGUUCAUUGGGCUUUUCAGGCCUUUUUGUGAAUCACUCUGUGGGGGAUUUUCUUGGACCUGAACUUGGCCAGCUUAAUGUCAGAACCAGGUCGUCAUCAUAAAUAGAAGCAGCUGCAGGAAAAAAAACAUACAUAAAAUUCUCCCUUCUGGUUGACUCUGCUCUGCAUCCAGUUCAAAGCCAGGGAUGAGUAGGCUCCUCUUUCCACCACCCCAGUCUACACCUGAAAGUUUGUUUCUGUAAAAUGUGACUUGUCUGUUGCCCACCUUCGCAUUCCCGUCUCCUCCUUCCAAGAAGGAUGUGAGGCUCAGCACUGAUGCACAAGAAGAGACUUUUGGCAUCGCCCAUGCUAAUUUCAUCACUUCAAGGAGAAAAUGAUGCCUGCUUCCAAUUUCUAACGCUCUUAUCGUUUCCUCUUCAUUUCAUUUUUUUGCAUUUUACGGACAGUACUGCAGUCUGCAAGCCUGCAAAAUAUAUUGCAUUGGCUACCUGAGAAAUGUAAUCCCUUCCUUCAACCUGCCUUUCCCUUCUUCCUGACAAAGCGCUUUUUAGUGUCUCAGUGUUCACAGAAAAGGCAAAGGUUCUCUCCCCCAACCCUUUUUCUGCCCUGGGCUCCCCGCACAGCACGGGUGCUGAGGGGCUGGUGAGAAUGGAGUUUUGCUUUUGUUAAGUUUGUCAUUCAGACACAUUAGUGAAUUGAUCAUACUUGGGAGUUUUAAUCCUUAAUUGCAAAUUCCCGCACGAUCACAAAACAUACACUUGAACUGAUCAUAAAAAUGGCAAAACCCCAAUAUCAGACUUAAGUGUAGAAUUGCCAUAGUGCUGAUUUGAUUAUGCUUCAGUGACAUCUGUUUAAUAGAUUUCCACAAGAACUGUAAAUCCACAUUUACUUUCUUUGCAAAUUGUAUUUGAAUACUGAGCAACCACAGCCCUCUAGCAUCUUCCCCUCCCUAGCCAUGUAUGUGCUCAACCCCCAUUCCUGUGGAGGGUGACUUGAUGUAUAAGUGGGAAGGGGACACAAUGCUGAGUUUUACACAUUUACCUCCUAUUUCCUUUUGUGUGUGGGUAUGUCUGUGUGCAUGUUUGAAACAGAUCUGAACAGCUUACCAUUUCAACUCCAUAGAUACGUGACUCUCCAAGUGCUUUAUUUUGAAAACUAGGACGUAGCACUUUGCAGAAGAAAAAUCAGUCCACUUGCUAUUGUUUAUGUGAUCGCUGAUCUGCUAGAUGGAUAUAGAAAGCACCAAGAAUUAUAAUAAUUUAUGGAGUGGAGCACUGGUUUACAAACAUAUUUCUCUGCCCGAGCUUUGUGGGUUUCUUUGCGUCUCGGGGCUCGUUCCGUGCAAUGGGAACGGAGAAUAUUCAGAAUCUGAAGACAAGCCCGGCGAGCCGACUGCAUUCAUAGCUAAAAUUAAAGGAAUAAGUGAGCAGCUAUUUGUGGCAGACAGGACAUGAUCCAUCUGUUUCCAGGUCUGGCGGGGGGCCGGGCUGCGGUGGCGGCAGCGGUGGGAGAUGCCGGGGCGGCCAGCGGAGGUCCAUGUGGCGCUCUAGGUGGGAUGCCGGCGUCCUGAAGGCGGAGGCCCUGGCCCUCCUCCCCUGUGGCCUGGGCAUGGCAUUCUCCCAGUCCCACGUGAUGGCCGCUCGGCGGCACCAGCACAGCCGGCUCAUCAUCGAGGUGGACGAGUACAGCUCCAACCCCACCCAGGCCUUCACCUUCUACAACAUCAACCAGGGCCGCUUCCAGCCACCGCAUGUGCAGAUGGUGGACCCGGUGCCUCACGAUGCCCCCAAGCCUCCGGGCUACACCCGCUUCGUCUGUGUCUCUGACACCCACUCCAGGACGGACCCCAUCCAGAUGCCGUACGGUGACGUGCUGAUCCACGCUGGGGACUUCACCGAGCUGGGGCUCCCGAGCGAGGUGAAGAAGUUCAACGAGUGGCUGGGCAGCCUGCCCUACGAGUACAAGAUCGUGAUCGCAGGCAACCACGAGCUGACCUUUGACCAGGAGUUCAUGGCCGACCUCAUCAAGCAGGACUUUUACUACUUCCCAUCUGUGUCGAAGCUGAAGCCGGAGAACUAUGAGAACGUGCAGUCGCUGCUGACCAACUGCAUCUACCUUCAGGACUCGGAGGUCACCGUGCGGGGCUUCCGGAUCUAUGGCUCCCCGUGGCAGCCCUGGUUCUAUGGCUGGGGCUUCAACCUCCCGCGAGGCCAAGCCCUGCUGGAGAAAUGGAACCUCAUUCCCGAAGGCGUAGACAUCCUGAUAACCCAUGGACCGCCACUAGGCUUCCUGGACUGGGUCCCCAAGAAGAUGCAGCGGGUGGGCUGCGUGGAGCUGCUGAACACGGUGCAGAGGCGCGUCCAGCCGCGGCUACACGUCUUUGGCCACAUCCACGAAGGGUAUGGUGUCAUGGCAGAUGGGACGACCACCUAUGUGAACGCGUCCGUAUGCACUGUGAACUACCAGCCCGUGAACCCGCCCAUAGUCAUCGAUCUCCCCACACCCCGGAACUCCUGACUGCUCCCCACUGCCACAGUCCUGCCCGUUUGUGCCAGCUCCAUAGGCCUGGUCCGGCCAUCAUUCCUUCCAUACUGAGUUGCCUGGACGACCCACUUGGCUGCGGGGACUGGCCUAGCAGGCAGGUCAGGGCCUUGGAACAACUCUUCAGCCUUCUGUCACCUGGAGUUGGGACCCUGCACAUCCCCAUCAGGGGUUCUGUGCUCAUUUACUUUUUCUGCGUGUACAUCCUGCGUGUACCUCGUUAAAGGACCUACUAAGCUCAUGGCCCUGUCAUGUUUGGGAAAUGACUGAAUCUUCAUUCUUCUCCCUUGGACGCCCUCCUGGUUUGGGAAGCUGCUGCUCUUCAAUGGAUUUUGGAAGUUAUACAAAAUCUCCCUUUAACCAUGGGUCUGUGUGGUGGCAUGCCCCUGUGUUAGGGGUGGGUGGGAGGAUUCGUGGGUUGCACACAGACAGUCCUUGCUCUCCUCCCAAGUGAGGGAGGAGACAGGCCCAAGAAGGAGGCCCUCCGAAGGAGCAUUUAGGGACAUCUCAGGAAUUCAGACCACACCUGGCCAGGCCCACAGCAGUUUGCCUGGCAUUAUUCCCCUCUUCUUCUUCCUGUAGGCAUUUUUGUUGACGUGAACAAUGGCCUGAGUGUUCUAGGCAUUCACUCGGCGCCUAGAUGAUGGGGGCUGGUUCUGCAGAAUGAGCUGCUGGCGUGCGUGCCCAGGACCAGCUAGAGGGUUCCCAGUCAUGGGGGGAUGACCCUUGGUCCCACGGGGAACACGCUGCUCUACAGAACUUGUAGCCUGGAUGGAGGGUCUGCAGGCUUAGGCUGCAGCAGGCCUACCAUGGGUGUGAACCCAUGUCCAGGCAUGCACUGACACACAUGUACGCACGCACCCCUCUUAACUGAACCAAGCGGGUCCUGUGUUUCUCUUUGCUGCCCCGCAGUGAGGUUUUGUUCCUUGGUGUGACUUCCCUUGCACCGUUAGGAUUCUGUCUGGCAUGCCUGCAGCUGAGGAAGCUGAAAGGGCUCAAAAUCCUCAUCCCAGGACCAGCCAGCCCUGUGAACGGGAGGGUGGCACAGGGACAGAGCAGGCCUCAGGCUUCAGCAGCCCCACCUUGGACAGCUUCUUUUUCUUCUUUGAAUUAGGACUGGAGGGAGUGGGGGCAGGAUGGUGGUGGGAACUGGUAGGGCUUAGAUGAGGGGCAGGCAGUUAGGCAGAAAUGGCAAGUUCAGGGUCAGAUUCUGUCUUUAUUUAAUAUUUUCUUCAUCAUGGACUUUUUUUGCAUUGAUUUUUAUUUUUAACAUUGCAUUAAAGUAGUAUUAUUUGUCCUGAUUGGUGAUUUUUUUUGCACCCCCUUUACGUUGUUCCUCUGAGAGGAAGGUGCCACUCCCUCACCCAGGUCCCAGCCCUGGGAACCAGCCUACCGUGAGCCCCUUUGCAGAUAUAGUCUCAUUUCAUCCUCAGAUGGUCCUUCAAGGUAGGUACUUUAUUCCCCAUUUUAAAGAUGAGACGAUUGAGGCCAGAGGGGUGUGGCAACUUGCCUGGGGGCUCACAGCACAAAAGGAGCAGAGGCAGGAUCUGACCCUUGUUCUCUGACCUCACUGCCCUCACUUUGCCAUGACCUGAAGUUAUGCCCCUACAAAGCAAUGCAUGGUCCAAGGCUCUUUUGAUUGUAAUUUUGUUUUUAAGGGUCCUGUUCUAAACUGGUCUGAGCUCUGAGGAGUCCCGAACCCUGGGUGCAGCAUCCUAGCAUGCUGGGAGUCCUUUUCUGCCCACGCUGAGCUGGGCUUCUCGAGGGCUGGGGCUGCUGUCCCUGGAAGCCUGGCAGCAGCACUGUGUCUGAUUGGCUGAAGCUGAGCGCCGUGGGGUGUAGGGCUCCAGGAAUCCCAUUUGGCUGAAGGGGUUCCUGUAGCCGGGGAUGUUUACGAGGUCUCUCUGAUGCCCCAGGCGCGGGACAUGUGUGCGGUGGAGAAAAGCAAGCCCUUUCAGUGCCAGCUCCACUCAAUUUCUGUGUGGACCAAGAGCUAUAAACUUAAAAAAAUUUUUUUCCUAAGGUAUCUUCAGAAUAUGGUGUAUUUUUAUGUGGAAAAGAAAAGUUAUGAAGGCAGCUGUUACUUUAAGAGAAAAUUCAUUAAAAGUCCUUGAGAUAUGAAGAUGACGGCGUGCUUCUCAAUCAUUUUGGCAUAACUUGAUUGUGGCUGUAAUUUUUUUUUUUUUUUUUUGUCAAGCAUGUCAGACAAUAAAGUCUUUGUAAAAA
Molecule: messenger RNA, 7855 nt
Organism: Cercocebus atys (sooty mangabey)
Lineage: Eukaryota; Metazoa; Chordata; Mammalia; Primates; Cercopithecidae
Gene: MPPED1
Product: metallophosphoesterase domain containing 1
Exons: 7
Coding region: 4625-5605 (326 amino acids)
Molecular function (GO): hydrolase activity
Source: RefSeq, a predicted model, not a curated record